This is a messenger RNA of Alligator sinensis (Chinese alligator), 1050 nucleotides long. It is a transcript of the gene ARB2A, whose product is annotated as family with sequence similarity 172 member A. The transcript has 8 exons. The record is from RefSeq and is a predicted model, not a curated record. NCBI's taxonomy places the organism in Eukaryota, Metazoa, Chordata, Crocodylia, Alligatoridae. The annotation marks the transcript as partial. Gene Ontology annotation, biological process: regulatory ncRNA-mediated heterochromatin formation. Gene Ontology annotation, cellular component: nucleus. Gene Ontology annotation, molecular function: siRNA binding.
GGCAACCUUUUCUGGCUGUGGGCCGAGUGACCCUGCUGCCACGGCCGCUUCUCUCCAUGGUGGCACGGGGAGUGCCUUCUUCUGAAGCCCCACAUCUGCAAGCCGGAUCCAGUUGUUCUGCGGGCCAGAUCUGACCCAUAGCUCAUCCUGUGAAGAUUGAUGUCAUUUUCCUUCAUCACUUCAAUUUUGUUCACAGUUUGGAUAAAGAUGGCUCAACUCCAGCAAGGAGGACCAGAUGAAAAAGAAAAAACUACUGCACUAAAAGAUUUAUUGUCUAGAAUAGACUUGGAUGAACUGAUGAAAAAAGAUGAGCCACCACUUGAGUUUCCUGAUACUCUUGAAGGAUUUGAGUAUGCUUUUAAUGAAAAGGGGCAAUUAAGGCAUACAAAAACCGGUGAGCCAUUUGUUUUUAACUACCGUGAAGAUUUGCACAGAUGGAACCAAAAGCGCUACGAAGCUCUUGGAGAGAUCAUUACUAAAUAUAUCUAUGGACUACUGGAAAAGGAAUGCCACUUGAAAAAAGUAACUCUCCCAAUAGAUGCUUCUGAGAGUGAGCCAAAGAGUUUUAUCUUUAUGAGUGAAGAUGCAAUGACGAAUCCAGAUAAACUGAUAGUUUUAAUUCAUGGUAGUGGUGUUGUCAGGGCAGGUCAGUGGGCUAGAAGACUUAUUAUUAAUGAAGAUCUGGACAGUGGUACACAGAUACCAUAUAUUAAGAGAGCUAUUGAGGAAGGCUAUGGAGUAAUAGUACUGAAUCCCAAUGAGAACUAUAUUGAAGUAGAAAAGACAAAAGCCCAAGUACAGCAAUCUUCUGAUAGCUCAGAUGAACCUGCAGAAAAGAGAGAAAGAAAAGAUAAAAUCCAAAAGGAAACAAAGAAGCGACGUGACUUCUACGAAAAGUAUCGGAAUCCGCAAAAAGAAAAAGAAACUGUGCAGUUGUAUAUCAGAUUGUGGUCUUUGGAAAUCUGGCCAGAAAGAGCAUACCAGCAGGUCAAGCAGCAAAACCUACCCUUUCACCAACCUCAAUGUUCUACUUACAUCUCCUCAGCUGAG